AUGCAGAGUGAAACGGUCAAAGGGCGUUCGUCAAAGUCGCAAGGGCAGGCGGCGUGUCUACCAUGCAGACGCAGGAAAUCACGAUGCAAGUUUGAGCCGGGGUCGCAAGCAUGCCUGAUGUGCCGCGCUCAUGAGUCGAACUGCGUGAUGGCCUCGGGACCAGAGCCGAACCCGCGGCCUCCGUCCACACAACAAGGCAGAGGCAAGGUUCCCACCCCUCGAAAGAGAGCUGCCCCGGAUGCUGAGGCAUCUCAGGAGCAGGAUGCGCACAUCAGAGUCUCUUCAGAACGCAGGCUCUCUCAAGCAACUCCACACGCCGUAAACUCGGAGUCGCAGCCCGCGCUUGGUGCUCUUGCGCCACAGUUUCCCGGUACACCCUCUUCGUUAUUCUUUGCUUCAACACCAGCCGUGGGGAGCCAUCCGCUAGCCCUGGACGAGGCUGAAGAUGAUAGCCCUCAUAUCAUGGGACCAGCCGUCGCCAGGGACAGGCACUUGCUGGAGGACUACUUAUCGAUUGUCCAGGCCGGCAACAGAACAAGAACCAUCAGGCCCGCCUUACCGGGUAUUGCCGCUGUGCCAGUGGUCUUCACCAAGGUACAGAAGAGGCCAAUUGGCGUCGCUAUGGACCCAAGCCCGUCCCAUGCUAAGUUGCAGGUGAUUACAAAACUGCUAGAGCCUUACCGACAACAGGUGGUAAAUAUGUACUUGAACAAGGCCAACAGCUGUUUCCCCAUCUUGGACGAAUCCUUCUUUGUUGAACCUUCAAUAAUCACCCGGGGUCGCAUCUCCCCAGCAGUCUUGGCAUGUCUAUAUGCACAUUCAAUCAUCUAUUGGCAACACGAUCCCGAGCUAUCCAACCAUCACCACCCGGACGGUAGGUUCAUUUGGAACCUGGCUUUGGAAGCGUUAUACUCUGAACUCCACUUGUCACCUGGCAUGCCUUCCAUUAUCGCUAUUCUGUUGAACGUCGGAGGCCGUCCAACCACCACGAUGAUCGGGAACGGAAUGCUCCUCGGGAGCGCCAUUUCUUUAGCCCACUGUCUCGGGCUGAACCGAAAUCCGAUAACAUGGGAUAUACCGGACCAAGAGAAGAAUCUACGCACGCAAAUAUGGUGGUGUCUCGUCAUUCAUGACCGUUGGUCAAGUCUGAUGUAUGGAACCCCGCCGCACAUCCGACAAAACCACCACGAUGUCCCUGUCCCAAACCUCAUCCGACAAAAGGGGUACCAAGGAAAUGAAACGGCCACAGAGGAAAGAAUCAAGGUCUUUGAAGCCUUGGCUAGUUUAACAGAGGCUCUGGGCCCAUACCUCGAGCAACUAUACUCUGUCCGAACGAGGCCGCACAGCCGAUUCGACCGACCAGGCUACACCUUGAAUCUCAACUCAUGGAUUGAUACACUCUCUGGAAAGGUUCGAACGAUUAUAAUCCGUGGGACGGAUCUUGACGUGCCUGGCGCUGCCAACCUCCGCUUGUGCUUCCUGGCUGCAAAGUUCUUUAGCAGACGCGUCGAUCUAAACACCGAAAUGGGUAGCACAGUCAUCGACCAGAUUUCUGACGAUAAGUUAUUUGAACUACGAGGGAUAGUGGAGGAGAUUGUUGUCUUCUUACACGAGCUUACUCCCAGGCAACUGGGAGAUUUUUGGCUGCCCACCGUUGCUUUUGUCUUCUCCUCCACCAUUACAUUUCUCGUUCGUCUGGCGGUUCAGGUUGAGUGCAACACCUCUGGCCCUUCUCAGGGCAUCUCUCUCUCUUUGGCGAAAGAUAUGGUUGCAUCUCUACGAUUAUACAAAGAAGAUCACGGAUGGGAGCUGGGGGACAUAUGUGUCAAUCAGUAUGGUGAAUUGGUUGAAAACUUGUUUGCGCAGCAGAGUGCUGGACUACCCGAUGGAGGGUGUGUUGAUAUGACUCCAGGAGCACUUUCUGAUCCUGCUUUCUUGGAGUCCCUCUUUACAGAUCAGUGGGAUCCUAUAUUAUGGGGCCAGCAGAUUUGA
Clonostachys rhizophaga is the source of this 1992-nucleotide messenger RNA. The record is from the annotation of a GenBank genome assembly. Lineage: Eukaryota; Fungi; Ascomycota; Sordariomycetes; Hypocreales; Bionectriaceae.